UGGGCGGAAUACUCUAUUCAUUCAUAUAGGAAAGAGGGGAGGUUAACUCCGCCGUCACGCUGUAUGUAUGCCCACUGAAGUUGUGAAGCGUGACAGUUUUCAUCUCGCUGCUUAGAGAGUGUUUCAGAGAGAAAUAACUACAAAGAAAAUAUCACUUAGAGCGUCACCAGUGUGUAGAAGAUUUACAGUAGAGGACUGUUUAGCGGAUGAGUUAGUGGGACCCGUCACCAUCCUCGUCCUGAGCUGGGACUCCUGACAGCCAGAGGUCUCAGUCGUCAUCUUGGCCUCCACGAUGCUCUCACCCUCAUCAUACCCCUCCAGGCUGAAGUAUGUGUCUCUGGUGGUGCUUGUGCUGCAGACCACUUCUCUGGUACUCACCAUGCGCUACUCCCGCACCCUGAAGGAAGACGGCCCCCGCUACCUGGCCUCGUCAGCCGUGGUGUCGGCUGAGGUGCUCAAGAUCCUCGCCUGCACCCUCUUCGUCUUCAGGGAGAACAGCUUCAGUGUGCGGGCGAUGAAGCAGCUGCUGAAGGAGGAGAUUGUGAACAAGCCAGUAGAGACCCUGAAGCUGGCCAUUCCUGCAGGGAUCUACACGCUGCAGAACAAUCUGCUCUAUGUUGCCUUAUCCAACCUGGACGCAGCCACGUAUCAGAUCACGUACCAGUUAAAGAUCCUCACCACAGCACUGUUUUCAGUCUCCAUGCUAGGGAAGAGGUUGGGUCUCUACCAGUGGCUCUCAUUGCUCUUCCUCAUGGCGGGGGUCACUUUGGUGCAGUGGCCCACUGACUCUGAAGGAGACUCUGAACAGAAGAUCCUGUCGGCAGGUUCUCAGUUUGUGGGGCUGAUGACUGUGCUGAUGGCCUGUGUGUCCAGUGGCUUUGCUGGAGUUUACUUUGAGAAAAUCCUCAAAGAGACUAAACAGAGUCUGUGGAUCCGAAACAUAGAGCUGGGUUUGUUCGGCCUUGUGUUUGGAUUUCUAGGAAUGAUUGUGUAUGACGGUCAGAGGGUGAAACAGUGGGGAAUAUUUCAGGGCUACAACACCAUCACCUGUGCAGUCGUUUUCCUACAGGCUGCGGGCGGGCUGGUCAUAGCUAUGGUUAUUAAAUAUGCAGACAACAUCCUCAAAGGAUUCGCCACCUCUCUUUCCAUCAUUCUGUCUGCGCUCAUUUCAUAUUUUCUGUUACAGGACUUUAAUCCUACCAGAGUAUUUUUCUUAGGUGCAGUGCUGGUCAUUGCUGCCACAUUUCUGUACGGCCAUGAGCGCAGACCAGCUAAUGGCAGCACCAUCGCAGUGUAAACAGAGAUUUCUCCAAACUGAGGUACUUGACGGGAGUGAUGAUGGGCACACAAGAAAAUAGGACUCCAUGAACCGUACAUAGAAAUUAAUGAAGCUGGAAGAGGUGCUGUCAAACUUCAGCUGGAGACUGCUGAGACUGGGCAUGUCCUGGAAAAAUGCUGCUUUGCACCACAGAUGGUGGUCAAUGUUGUUGAAUACACUUGAUUUUAAAGAUGGAUUUUUGGGGGGGGGUUGUCUCAUGACAUACUAUCAGGAUUACACUGAAGCUAUCUUGCCAUGAAAAUACAUGGAUGCUAUUAUAAUAAUUUACAGUUUGACUGGUACAUCCCACAAAAACUGGAGCAGGACUGAUGUUUAGGUUGGGCAAUAUCGUCAAUGAUGAAAGUCAUUCAUGUUAAUCAACAAAUGACAAUAGAAAAACUUUCUAACAUAAUUUUGUUGCAGAAAACUAUGAGUUGUUGAAGAAAAUGUGUCUCCCCCUGGUUUGUGGAGCAGAAGGUGCUCAGACUCAGUUCUUUAAAAUACUCUGAACACUGUCUGCAGCAGAAGUAUGCAUAGUCACAUGGUUAAAAAACUUAAAACAGGUCUGCUAGACCAUUUACUUACAUCUCAAAGAUGUAUCAUAUCAGCCACAAUACUGACGGAGAAUUUUUUUCUUAGGUAUCAUUGUUGGCCUCUAAAUUGUCACAGCUGUUAGGACCUAAUAGUAACUAAGUUUAGGUGUCAUUUCAAGAGACGAUGAUAUCAGGGUGGAAGCAUGGCUCCAGGUACUUUCAUUUCCGCACUAUAUAGUCCAGUGUUUCAACCAUGUUUUUGUGUGUUGUGGAAUAUAGGGUAAGGAGUUUAUUUACAAAACAAAAAAGGGUAUUAAUAGUGCUAGAAGCUCCUGCUUCAAUGAGAGGAAAGUCCUUUGCAGGGCUUCCAUCUAGGGGUUGAAUGAGGAGCACACUUGCUGCAAAAAGGAGUUACCUCUGUUCAAAGAUGCUGAUUGUCUUUUUUUAUAUGAGAUGAGAUAGGAUGGGAUAUGACUGCUUUGACCUUGCUGCUCACAAUCUAGUAAUCAUGUAAAAGCGCUCAUUCCACUGUCUUUUUAAUGUAAAAAUAAGGUUUUUUAUGCGAGAACAAAUGAAUAAAUUAUUAUCUUUUGUGCUGAAACAACCAGCUCUGGAUUCAUCUUUUUUCUAACUUCAAAGAGAAAUGAACUGAUAAACCAGAGCCUCAUGUGUGUAUGUGUACGCUCUCUCUCACACACUCUAAUGCAUACACACAGGGAGGCACACCCGUGAAUAUUUUGAACAUUUUUUUCAGUUCCAGUUGCAGUGCA
This is a messenger RNA of Notolabrus celidotus (New Zealand spotty), 2621 nucleotides long. It is a transcript of the gene slc35a3b, whose product is annotated as solute carrier family 35 member A3b. The transcript has 8 exons. The record is from RefSeq and is a predicted model, not a curated record. Gene Ontology annotation, biological process: pyrimidine nucleotide-sugar transmembrane transport. Gene Ontology annotation, molecular function: UDP-galactose transmembrane transporter activity. Lineage: Eukaryota; Metazoa; Chordata; Actinopteri; Labriformes; Labridae. Gene Ontology annotation, cellular component: Golgi membrane. The coding region runs from base 293 to 1297 and encodes 334 amino acids.